Molecule: messenger RNA, 1751 nt
Organism: Stylophora pistillata
Lineage: Eukaryota; Metazoa; Cnidaria; Anthozoa; Scleractinia; Pocilloporidae
Biological process (GO): regulation of intracellular pH
Cellular component (GO): membrane; vacuole
Source: RefSeq, a predicted model, not a curated record
ACAGGCUGUAAGGAUCAGGGAAAAGCUAUUGCGGCAACUAUUCAUGGCUAGUGUUCAGACUAUGGGCGAUCACAAUAACCUUAAAGCAGAAAAAGAAACGACGGCUUCAGACACAAAGUCACUGAACUGGCUAAAUAUUUCCUGUUUCUACAUCUUCGGUAUUAUCUCCUUCUUCAAUGUGGAAAUGUUUUCUGUAGCAGCACAGGAUAUCCUAAGCGGCCGAGACGUUCCGACAGCUAUCUUAAUCACUUGUUAUGAAGGUCCCUUGUUGAUGGCCAAACUAGUCAUCCCUUGGUUUCAGGAGAAGAUUCCCUACGUGGCGAAGAUGUUUUUUAUCGCCUCCUUUAUGAUUCUUGGAUUGUCUUUGGUCGUUUUCGCAAACGACUUCAGAGCAAAGAUUUUAGGAGUCAUGCUAAACGCCAUGGCUGCUGGUGCUUGUGAAGCGACCUCUCUUGCACUGGCUUCAUUCUAUCCAAAGAUAUGUAUCAGUACUUUCGUCGCUGGCACUGGAUCUGGUUGUUUGAUCGGCGCUCUUUACUACACAGUUCUCACGACAUGGACUUGUGUCUCUCCUAAGAUCACUAUGAUGAUGGUAAUUCCCCUUCCCCUGGCAGUCUUGAUGUCCUAUGCACUGCUGAGCAAAGACUAUCUCCCAGACAAGUCACAAAACAGCUCCGAGGAGCACAAACAGGUGAAGUACUCCAUCGUAGGAUCCACUCCUGACACCAUGAUGGAUCAGGAAGCGCCUACUCGCCAAAAGCUAACAUGCGACGAAAUGCUGAAGAUCGCAUGGAAAAUGAGUUCAGUCACUAUUUCUCUAUUUUUGAGCUUUUUAGCUGAGUAUAUCUCAGCUGUAUCCGUGGUUACGACGAUUUCUUUCCCUAAUUCGCAUUUUCUCCCUCGCGAUCACUUCCUUAUUUAUCUGCUCUCGUACUUCACCGGUAGAUUUGUUGGUCGAGGCUAUUUGCUGCUAUUUGCUUGGCUGCUCCCUGAUGAAAAUGAAUUUCUUCAUUGCAAUAAAACCUGGAUUUUCACAAUGCUGCAGAUGGCGCAACUGACUUUGUUGAUAUUCAACUCGUUGUACCAUUUCUUCACGUACAUCUGGAUAAUAAUCUGUAUUUGUUCAACCCUUGGUCUGGUCGGCGGAAUGAUGUGCGUGAACGCACCCCAUGCCAUUGCACAGCACGUUGAGUCCGAGGAGAGAGAGUUUGCUUUAGGACUGAUGUCAGCUGGGUCAUCUUCGGGUGUUUUAGUGGGUGCGUUGAUUGGGCUGGCUGUGGAGUCAAGUCUUAGAAAGCAUUGUGUCGAACAUUACCCAAACAUCAAAGAGUUCUGCUUCACAAGAUAUCACAAUACCACUGGAUGGGAAACUAAUAUUCACUGUUAAAGUUUGUUAUAUAUUCUGGUGCCUUAGAGCAUGCACGCGCUUAAGGCCAAAACCAACCAGCCAAACAAAUUAACAAACAAACAAACUGACACUGGGACAAAAGUCUAAUCAAACCUUUGUUUAUAUCGACUUUUAGCGAGGGUAUUUAACCACUAAAUUUAUGUUUUUUUCCCGGAAACAAAGACGUUUUUUGUCCGCCAGAUUGAAAACACUUUGCCGGAAAAAACUUUCUGAGACCAAUGAGCGGUGUUAUGGGUCGAACGUAUCAUGAUCUGAUGAGGAUCUUCCCCUCCAAAACCAAGUUUGCUUGAGCAUGUAACUUCUUUUAAAAUCCUGCUUUGUUUCAACAGAGCGGAAAAAAAUU